Aphanomyces invadans is the source of this 4388-nucleotide messenger RNA. RefSeq lists its product as hypothetical. The coding region runs from base 93 to 4304 and encodes 1403 amino acids. The transcript has a single exon. Gene Ontology annotation, cellular component: membrane. NCBI's taxonomy places the organism in Eukaryota, Oomycota, Saprolegniomycetes, Saprolegniales, Verrucalvaceae. The record is from RefSeq and is a predicted model, not a curated record. Gene Ontology annotation, molecular function: ATP hydrolysis activity; ATP binding; ABC-type transporter activity. Gene Ontology annotation, biological process: transmembrane transport.
CUCAGAUGCAUGCCGCAUGACGCGGCCAGACCGAUUUUUGCGCACUCGCGGCACACCCGAUCGCUGCAUCGUUUCGUGGCGCCAAGAUCCCCAUGCACAGCCAGCGGAUGUAUGGAUCGUAUUUGUCCGAGACCGAGUCGCGACGGGAAGAGCUCCAUUCGUACAGGAGAUCGUACAUCGGUCCGCGGAUCACCAACUUGUCGGCCGCGCCGGUGAACAUUUCUGUGCAUCCUGCCCGAGAUGGCCGAUCCAAGCUGGUUUCAAAUCGACCACCGCCGAGACCAAAAGCCCCCGCCGAAGCGUCGUGGAUUGGGCGGUGCACCAUCUCGUGGAUGAACGACCUGUUCCGCCUCGGCAAGACAACCCCGCUCGAGCUCCACCAUGUUCCGCCCCUCUCUCGCCACGACGCGAUCGAUCACGUCAUGUCCCAUUUUGACCCGGUGUGGACCGCAGAGCGGCAGAAGCACGCGCCACGUCUCCUCCGCGCCAUUUUACGUGCGCUUUGGCCCAAACUUCUCCACGCGACGAUGUGCCACACCAUCUACUUGACGCUCAACCUGCUCAUGCCGUCGAUGAUCCAGGGCAUCGUUCAGUAUCUCGAAGACAAGUCGAUCAAUCCCGUUAACGGGUUGCCCUACAAGAACCCGUACGCGGGCUAUUUCUUUGCCGGGAUCCUGUCCGUGGUCACGUUUGUGUCGGUGACGAUCCUGGGCUACGCAUGGAGCGUCAACAUCGAGCUCAGCACGAACGCCCGCAGCAUCGUCAUGGACCUCGUGUACACGAAAGCGAUGCAACUCAGCCUGACGGGUACGCCAUUCACACCUGGCGACAUCCUGACGUUUGCCACCGUCGAUUCCGAGCGCGUCUUCCAUGGCCUCACCUGCGUUUGCUACGUUGUGCUGUCUCCCAUCGCGCUCUUCGCCGUGUUUGUCCUGGUGCGGUAUCACUUUUGCAUCUACUCGGCGGCGGCCGGCGCCGCCACGAUGACGCUCUUCAUCGUAUCGGCGACCAUCGUGUCGAAAUGGAUCGCGUCGUGCCGGUCCAAACUGCUCGACGCGACCGCCGCACGCAUGACGCACACCCAAGAGAUUCUCCAUGGCAUCCGCGUCGUCAAGCUGUACGCAUGGGAGCCGCAUCUGGCGCAGUCGCUGGCGGCCCUUCGCCGCGCCGAGUUGCGACUGCUGCGCCUGUUUCAGCUCGUGUGCAAUAUCAACAUCGAUCUGUUCAUUUUGGCGCCGAUCUUCACGACGGUCGCCGUGUUUGCCGUCGCCAUGCGCAGUGGCAACGACGGGUGCAUUACUGCCGACAAGACGGCGGCCGUGGUGUCGCUCAUGGUCGUUGCGAGGUUCCCAUGCAACAUUUUUUCCAGUGCCGUGCGGUACUUUGCCGAAGCCGUCGUCAGCUGCCGCCGCGUACAAGCAUUCCUUGUCUCCCCCGACUGCAUCAGCCGCGACGAUCGGUCGCAUCCAUACUUUGACUCGAACGACGCCACGACGACCGGGUCGACGCCGUCGUUGGAUCUGCCACAGCAACCAGCCCACCUUGUGUUUCAAGUGCGCGAUGGAUAUUUCACGUGGACGCCGCAGGUCUUUGCCCACGGCGAUGCAGCCCCACCUCCGCCCCCGCCUGUGCUGUCCCCUCGUGGCCAUGCAGCCUUGCAGCCCCUUCAAGCUCUGCUAUCGCCCCCAUCGUCGUCCAGCUUCUUGGCAGACGAGUGUGCUGCUAGCCAUUCUAUUUCGUGCCACUUGCGCCACAUCAACUUGAUGCUCGAGCCGCAGACGAUGACGAUUGUCGUCGGGGCUGUAGGCAGCGGCAAGUCGAGUCUCCUUCGGGCAUUUCUGGGAGACAUGCCAGCGUGCGGCAACGUGGACGGCGGACUCGGUCGCAUGCGGCACGUCUCGGGCAUCGUCGCGUACGCUGCGCAAGAACCUUGGCUCGUUCACGACACCGUUCGAAACAACAUCCUCCUCACGCAACCCCUCUGCGCCGCAUCGUACAACCGCGCAGUUCACGCGUGCGGGUUGUACCCCGACUUUGCCAACAUGGCGCAGGGCGACCUGACCGAGAUUGGCGAGAGGGGGGCGACGCUCAGCGGCGGCCAGCGCGCUCGAAUCAACUUGGCGCGAACGCUCUACCGGCACAACGACGCGGAUCUGUUUUUGCUGGACGACCCCCUCAGUGCAUUGGACGUGACGGUCGCGAACGAAGUGUUUGGUCGCGUUCGCGCCGUCCUGCGGGACAAAACGACGUUGAUGGUGCUCAAUGGGCACCACCAUUUGCUCCAGCACGCCGACCGGAUCGUGGUCAUGGCGCAUGGCACGAUUGUGGCCGACGGGACGUUUGCUGAGCUGCAGCACCAGCACAACUUUCCGUCGUCCGUGGAGAAGAACGAGCCCGCACAACACAACGAGAGCCAGGAUGACGAUGACAGCGACGAAGACGAUAGCGACAACGUCGCCGCCCGAGUGUCGAUGCUGAUGCACACAGAGCAGCGCGCGACCGGUGCCGUCGUCCUGCGUGUGUUCUGGAGUUAUUUUGGCUCCAGCGGAUAUCCGCCGUCGGUCGUGUGCGCCACGUUGCUUGGCGCGUAUACGGCGUACCAAGUUGUGUACUACCUGGCCGAUUGGAUUCUCAACACCAAGAUCUCCAUGGACGGCGGGGCUUCGGACGGCGGGAACCCACCGCCGCCGUCGUCUGAAAGCGCCCAUGCCCACUUAAUGUUGUACCUGGGCUUGGCUUGCCUCACGGUGGUCCUGUCGCUGGUCAAGGAUAUGUACGUGAUUGUGAUUUCGACGCUGUGCGCGACGAAGCUCCACGCAAACGCAAUCGACGGCGUUCUCGGCGCGUCGAUCACGGGCUUCUUUGACCGGACGCCGAGCGGCGGCAUCCUCAAUCGCUUCUCGAGCGACGUCGCGGCCGUCGAUAUUGAUCUGCCUUACUUUGGCUACCAAUUCCUCACCGACGCGUUCCAAACGCUGUGCAUCGUGGUCGUGCUCGCGUAUUUUACCCCGCUUCUCAUGGUGCUGUACAUCCCCGUCGGGUACCUCUUUGUGUGGUACCAAAUGUACAACUUGACGACUGCCAACGAACUCAAGCGCCUCGAUCUCGGAUCGCGGUCGACGAUUGUGUCGCAGCUCACGGACGUCGUCGAUGGCCAGAGUACGCUACGAGUUUACAACCCUGCCGUCGUCCACACGGCGUUUGCGAGGCGGUACAGGGAGGCGUGCGAUACCAACACCAAGUGCUACCUGACGUACUGGCUGACUGGCACGUGGCUCGAGAUUCGCCUCGGGUGGCUGUCGGCUUGCAUGUUGACGGCAGUGUCGUUCCUCUGCGUCGCCCUCGAAUCGUCGCUGGACGCCAAGAAUGCCAGCCUCGUCUUGGUAUACGUCAUGAGCUUGUCCGCCAACAUUCAAGAAGUGCUGCGCGCUGUCGGCUACGUCCAAACGUACAUGACGUCCGUGGAGCGACUGAUGCAAUACCGCGACAUUCCACACGAAGAAACCAACGCGACGGCGCACAGACUGCGGGCGCCGUCGUCAUCGUUACCGCCGCUGUCCGAGGCCGAGUUGGCCCAGUGGCCGCGCACUGGCCUCGUCCGGUUCCAGUCGUACAGCAUGCGCUAUCGAUCGUCCCAUCCGCUCGCACUGUCGAGAGUGUCGCUCACGGUGGCGUGCGGAGAACACAUUGGCAUAUGCGGCCGUACCGGGUCGGGCAAGAGCUCGCUCGUCGCCGCGCUGUGCCGCCUUGUCGAAGGCGAAGCUGGCGGUAUUUACUGGGACAACAUCAACAUUGCGUCGAUCCCGCUGCACGUGCUACGGUCCAAGCUCACGAUCAUUCCUCAGAGCCCAGUGAUGUUUUCCGGGUCGCUCCGAUUCAACCUCGACCCGACGCGGACCCACACGGACGCCGAGCUCAACGCGGUGCUCGAGACCGUCCACCUCGGUCACAUGGCCCUCGAAGACUACAUCGAAGACAGCGGUGCCAACUUGUCGGUGGGCCAGCGCCAGUUGGUCUGCAUUGGGCGGGCCCUGCUCCGGCACAGCAAAGUCGUCGUGCUAGACGAAGCCACAGCCCACGUCGACGGUGCAGCAGAGGCGCUGCUCCAGGAAACCCUCCGCGUUGCCUUCAAACACACGACGACGCUCACGAUCGCCCAUCGGUUGGACACUAUCAUGGACAGCGAUCGGAUCCUCGUGCUCGAUCGAGGGGUGGUCGUAGAGUUUGACGCCCCCGCGACGCUCCUCGCUGACCCCACGAGCUCGUUCUACGAUCUGGUGCAGCAGUCGUCGGCGCAAUCGUAGACUCCGUUCAGUACCAUUUGAAUCGACGCCAUGCAACUAACUAGCCUCACACGGCGGUUAACGACGCUAUGCCGUGAGUGGCCU